AUGAGUUCUGCAAUACCAGGCUUUUUCAAGCUGAGUAUAGAAGAACGCCAGGCUGCCCUUAAGAGCAUGUUCAACCUCACUGACGAAGAAGUUGCCCUUCUCAAGUCCACCGAACAUGGUCUCACGUUCAAUGCUGCAGAUACAAUGAUAGAAAACCUCAUAGCAAUGCACUCUACACCAGUCGGUGUAGCGACAAACUUCAUUGUCGACGGAAAAGAGAUCAUGAUACCGAUGGCACUUGAAGAACCUUCUGUUAUUGCCGGUGCUUCAUUGGCUGCAAAGCUUUGCAGGUCCACAGGAGGUUUCACAACUGCUUCAGGGGUUAACAUCUGUUCGGGACAGGUCGUCUUGAUCGUUCCAGAAGGGGAAACUGGUGCUUUGUCAAAAGUUUCUGAACUUCGAAAUGAAAUUAUCAAUAUAGCAAACGGAACUAUGCCAUCGAUGGUUGCAAGAAACGGUGGUGUUCAUGAUGUUGAUUACAGACUUAUUCAAACAAGAUCAGGCUUAACAUUAAGCGUUGAUAUCCAUAUUAAUGUUUGUGAUGCAAUGGGAGCCAACUGCGUCAACACAGCAUGUGAAGCAGUUCUCAAGUACCUCUCAGAAAAACUCGAUUGGGAACCAUUAAUGGCAAUUCUUUCAAAUUUGCCAUUAAAGAGGAUUAUCCAUGCAGAAUGCAAAUGGCCCAUCAAGCUCCUUGCCCAAGGCGGCUUCACAGGCAUGCAAGUCGCUCAAAGAAUCGUUGCCGCAGCCGAUUUUGCAGCUGCAGAUCCAGCCAGAGCCUCAACCCACAGAAAAGGCAUCAUGAACGGUGUUACAGCUGUUGUCCUUGCAACAGGAAACGAUACCAGAGCCGUAGAAGCAGCUGUUCAUUCAUAUGCCACUCAAUCAGAGAAUCCAGCCUUAACAAAAUACAGGAUUGACAAUGGAACCAACUUAGUUGGCGAAAUUUGGCUUCCAAUCCCCGUCGGCGUCGUCGGAGGCUCAAUCAGAAGAAAUCCAGACGUCAUGCUCAUGAGAAAGAUGCUUAAAGCUGAUAACGCUGAUACUCUCGCUAGAACAAUAGCUACUGUAGGCCUUGCAAACAACUUUGCCGCAAUCAGAGCCAUAGUUACAAACGGAAUUUGCGCAGGACACAUGAAACUUCACUCAAGAAACAUCGCAUGUGAAGCUGGAUGCGCUGAGAAGCACAUUGACACUGUAGCUUCUAAGUUAAUUGAAUCCGGAGACAUUUCGGUAAGAAAUGCUAUUCGUAUUCUUCAGACAUGCCAUUUAGUUUAA
Molecule: messenger RNA, 1278 nt
Organism: Trichomonas vaginalis G3
Lineage: Eukaryota; Parabasalia; Trichomonadida; Trichomonadidae
Product: HMG-CoA reductase classII domain-containing protein
Exons: 1
Coding region: 1-1278 (425 amino acids)
Biological process (GO): coenzyme A metabolic process
Molecular function (GO): hydroxymethylglutaryl-CoA reductase (NADPH) activity
Source: RefSeq, a predicted model, not a curated record